Messenger RNA from Annulohypoxylon maeteangense, 3186 nucleotides. RefSeq lists its product as uncharacterized. Lineage: Eukaryota; Fungi; Ascomycota; Sordariomycetes; Xylariales; Hypoxylaceae. The transcript is spliced from 2 exons. The coding region runs from base 234 to 3092 and encodes 952 amino acids. The record is from RefSeq and is a predicted model, not a curated record.
CUUUGAGAUCUAACGGCAUACUACUACCUAGUCUACUACAUAAUAACUCCUCAUAUCUUCUUAGGACUCGGGAGUGUUCCAACUUAGAUACCUAAAUAUUAAAUUUCACUUUCUCCAUCAUCGUUAUCUUUUUCAUUUUUCAGCAGAUGACUUCUCAGUCAUCUUCAUGGUCGAACUAUCGGCUUUGUUAUUAGAUAGUAUAGGAUGUCCUCGUUCCAUACGAUUCGACCGACAUGUUGACCCGUGCCGUCUGCCAACCCACGCCUCGAGCGAGGUCUCUCCAGACCAUCGCCAUGACCCGUAACGCUUUGCGACCCACCAACAUCUCUUUGUUAAAAGCUGGUCAUCAACAACAAACCCGUAGCUUUCGCUUUGGCAUGUGGACAUCCUAUCUCGAUCCAGAAUUUCAGAAAGAAAUGCGGCAUCGUCAUCGUGCGACCAAGCACAAGUAUAUUGAAUCGAUUAAUAGGAGGUUAUCGUGGGACCAGCGUACCAUCGAUGGACACCCAAAAGCCCUUUUGAAGCAUAUGCUCCGCAGAUAUUGGGAACCGAACCAGGUGAGAUGCGGUUCACGGUUUGUCAACCAUGACGAGAUAAAUAGCCGACAGCAACAUGCUCGAGAUGCAUAUAAUGCAUUCAACUCACGGAUGGACCAAACCACGGAUCAACAGCACACUCCGAAAGAUGGAAGGCCUCGGGAAGGUUUCUAUCCAUCACCGACGAAGCCAACAAGGGCAGAAGCCGAAUAUGAUCGGAAACGGCCAUACACGGAUACUACACCCACAGAGGAUUAUGUCAUUGAUCCUAUCACAAACCGUAAAGUCCCAAAGGGAGGUGCAGGCCCAAUGGAGGAUACAAAUUUCACCACAAGCGGUUCUUUCAAAACAUACCGAGCCCAAUUUACCGCAUUUGGCCCCCCUGAAGAUGCAGUAAACCUGGGGCCUGUUCAUUCCCUUGGUCCUCCUCCGCCGAAAGAGCUAAAGGAAUAUGGACAUAUUAAAAUUGAUCAGGUACCACUUCAUGGCGUUGGUAACUAUGGGCACGAAAUAUCGGCAUUGGGUGACUACCCAGGGACUUCUCGACCGUAUAUAGAGAGCGAGGAAUACGCUCUCAACCAUCUUCCAGCCGAGGAAUCGGCUGAGCCGGAGCCAACCAAGAAAUACGAAGAUCUUGACAAGUAUCAAACAUACGGAUCAAGGGAAGCAGAAAAUCUCGAGACGGAAGUACCUCGGAAUCCUGAUGAAUUACGCGAGUACAAGCCAUAUUUGCACAACGAAAGUACGAAAAAUGAACCCAAAAAGGCGCCUUACGAUGACCUGGAUAAAUACGGCCCAUACAAGCAUGAAGAGGACGUAAAGAGGGAUGAAGAUACUUCCCCGAAAUAUGAUGAUCUUGACAACUACCAGCACUACAGCGAUGAGGUUAAACAGCCUACAGACGAUGUUGCACCCAAGUACGAAGACCUAAACAAGUACAAAACAGCUAACUUACAGGAUUCUUUGGCGGAGGAACGACCUUUCCAGGAAUAUGGGGACCUUGAAAAAUAUAAAGCUUUCAAAUACCAGGAACUUGAGGACAAGAAUACACUUGAACGAGACAUUGUUGCUGAGAGCCUCAUGGAAUUUGACGCAAAGGAGCAAGAGUCGAACUCGGGUGACACGCCAAAAUCCAGCGUCGCAGACAGGCUUAAGAAGCUAGAUCUUAACGAGACGCCGUCUUCGAAGAGUUCUUCUUCAGCACUAUUCUCCUCGUCUUUCCACCAAUCUUCCCGACACUUGCCUACCAAAGCAGAAAACUGGGAAACUCUGGAGCGGUCCAUGGCCAACCACAAUCAAGCAUCCGAUGCAGCAGAUCGAGAGGCCAGUUCCAAUGUCAGGGAAUCACGUGCGAAAUCACGGGAUAGGGAUAAUAAUGUCAACCAAUCCACCUUGACUGGAAACUACGUUCGGGAUUUUCCAGAAGACUUCUCAGGGUCGUGGGGUGCUCGAGCUUCGCAUUGGAGCUCAGAGCCUGGGGCAGGAUCUGAGUCAAGCAUCUCCAAUGAAAAGGCAGCACAUAUCCAAGCAGCCGAGAAGCAAUACGCGGACCAGCUUUCUAAUCCGGUGAACUUUGAGAGAUUGGAACCCAGUUUGGAUGGGCAACAGACGAAAUCAAAGCUGGAGCCAGCUUUGGAUCGGCAAGGGACAGGGACUGCAGAAAAUAAAUUUGACCAUCAGUCCAUAACACAGGCCGAAGCUGACCCAUAUUCCAAAGAACCCCAAGGCCUGGAAACAUCAUAUACCAAGGAAUGCGACGGUGAAGAUGAUUCGCCAACAUUUAAGAUGUACGGUGGCGAGCCAGAGCCUACUCCAGUGAAAGAGGAUACUAAGCCAGGCGUUUUUCACCUCCAUUCAUCAUAUUACAGGGAUCCGGAGCUAGACGGGCGAUCGCCAGUUUCAUCGUUAGCACCCGAAUUCAAGUUGGAACCAAGCCGAACUACGGAGCCGACAAUUUACAAGAUCCUGGCCUACGACCCAAGCACGCAGAAAAUCAACAUCGCUGAAACUACUUCGAUUGUGCCCGACCAAGCUGUCCCGCUGACGCCAGCGGAGGUACUGCUUCGCCUAUCAAACCCUACAAAAUUCUUCCCGCACUUCGCGCCCCUUGAAGCCGAGGGCUUCGAGAUCGUCUCCGGUGAAGGAAAUGUCCUAGUAUUCCGCCAGGUCCGACACAGCAAGACGGCAGACAGCGAGACCGGAGCACCCGUUAACCCGAUCGAUUUAAUGGGCAAGUCAACGGCGCUGCCAAAUGCGGCAGCGUUUGUAUCACCUACCGGAUUCGUGAAUUACGACGUCCCCAACGUGGAAGAGGAGCCCCAGACUACACCCUUCCGAUCGGGAAUAGACGUCAGGAGGGAGGAGCCCGUAUUCAGCGGCCCGAAAGUGACGAAGGAAGAGGCCGAGAAGGAGAAAGGGAAGAAGAAGAAGAGAGGCCUCGGCAAACGUGUAUUGCUCGGUGGCGCGUGGGCCGCGGGUAUCUCGUAUGGGCUCGGCGUUGUGAGUGAGUAUUUCAAGACUGGAGGGAUGGACGGGAAGGGCCCGGGUCGAUUUUGAUGACAAUAUUCAUUCUGGUGGAUAGGUGGACAGGGUGGGCGGGCUCCCCGCGUUAGGGGCGAGAGAGUUAUUGGAUGGACAACGUGGGUUUUCG